This is a messenger RNA of Oreochromis aureus, 2605 nucleotides long. Its product is annotated as programmed cell death 1 ligand 1-like. NCBI's taxonomy places the organism in Eukaryota, Metazoa, Chordata, Actinopteri, Cichliformes, Cichlidae. The coding region runs from base 1054 to 1617 and encodes 187 amino acids. The transcript is spliced from 3 exons. The record is from RefSeq and is a predicted model, not a curated record.
AUUUCUUUUGUUUCUUUCUUUGGAGCCAUGUGAGAGUUGGUGAACUGUUUGCAAUUUUAAUGUGUAUAAAUUUGGAUUUCUACCUCAGAUAUUUGGACAAUUUUGUUCUGUUUCGGUGACUAUCUGCCCCUUCUGCAUCUGACACACGACUCUGCAGUAAGUAAAUGUCCACAGAGGCCUGCAUACUGAUACAGUUUUAUAAAAGUAUAUAACAAGUGUUCCAUAACAUUCCUCUGACAUUUGUAUGCUUUAAAUAGGCGAACUGUAUUUUAGAUUUAUAAUCACCUAAAAUAUAAGUCUGCAUUCCUCUUCAGAUCAGAAAUACGUUAGAUAUGUUUCCUCAGAGUAAUUUAAAUCAAUGGUUGCUGAUCAAUAUUCAUUACAGUUUGCAUAUCAAGGAACUGACAUCACAGCCAAUUGUUCAUUUAGUGGGCUCGUUUCUGUCAUUGUGUAAAUGUAUUGUUUAUAAGGUUGGAGAAACCUGCAGUCGGCUGAGACUGAAGAAGUCUCUUGCAUGAGUGAUAAAAAGGUUUCCCGUUCAAAACGUUACGUCCAGAUGAACAGAAUCAACUUUUUGGGAUUUGGAGUCUUUUUUUCAGCACAUGCAGCUACAAAAAACCCAGACAUGCAGUGAUAACAUCCGUGGAGUCCGAAAAUCGAUAUUAGAGAUCAAAGAGUCUUUGAAGUGAAUCUACUGUGAGUGCAAAAACUUCAAUAUAACAAAAUAGUGUUUGAAAUCCUUUACAUCCUGAGCAUAACUUUUAAAUCAUUUGACUUAUUGUUUGAGAACUCUGAAAAUAAGAUGAAGGGAAAAAAGUUUCAUUCAAAAUGAAACUAAAACUUUAAAAAAGUUGAUUUUUGCACUCUCCAUUUUCUUGUAUGUUUCUUCCAAGGACAAAAACAUGUUUUUGUGACAGAAUAACAACGAAGUCAUCAGACAAAAAAUCCCGUCUGCAGUGUUUAUCUUCAGUCUACUUCAGUUGUGAUAUGGAUGAACUGAAUCUGUUGUAAAUAAUGCUGUUCUUAGUUUUACUGUUUAGGGUACAAUGAAGAAUGUGGAGCUGCAGAGCUCUCCUCCUCUCAGUAUUAACUGUGAAUCUCUUCUGUGCUGCAGUGGGUCAAAGUAACUUCACUAUGAGUGCAGAACAGGAGAUCUACCAAGCUGAGGAAAAAAGUAACAUCACAAUAACAUGGCUGCUCCAUUUUGACACCAACAGGCCUCCUGACUUCCUGCAAAUAGACUUAAUGAAUGUGAAAAGGAAGACACGGGUUUUCUUCUAUAACAGUGAGACUGGCACUGAGGUGUAUCCAGAUGAGAACUACAGAGGACGACUGCAGUGUGAGCCACAGCUCGCCAGGAAAGGACGACUUGAAUGUGUCUUAACUGAUCUCAGGCUCAACGACACGGGGACAUAUCACUGCAUCGUUGUCCUUAACGAAGAAGUUAGUUCCAAAACCUGUGACCUCAAUGUUACAGCAGCGUUUGAAAAACCUGUGGAAGUGUCAUCAAAACCAGCGAACUCUAAGAGGAUCGGCCUCCACGCAGCUCUGGCUUUGCUUGCAGUGGUGAUUAUAGCGCUAUCACUGCGUUACCUGCCUGUAAUAUUUUUUAAAUAAUAUUAUUUGUAUUAAUGUGAAGUAGCAGCCCAUUACAGAUCACUCCUCAGGUCACCUCUGACUGUAAUGAGACUGCUGCCAAUGUUUUCAAAUUCCUCAGAGCUGUGCCACAGAGCAGUGCAAAUUCAUACCACGCCCCGCUCUUCCAAAAUACAGUUUUGAGCCCCCGAUUUACAUUUCAAAUCCCAGGAGCCAGAUGUUCUUGUAAGUUUCAAAGUGAUCUUGAUCAAUAAUUCUCAGAGACUUCUAAAGUCCAGUUCUUAUACCUGACCAUUUUCACAGAAAUCUUUACAGACAAAAGGUUAAACUCCAAGUAAUGCAUAAAAAACAAAAGUUUGCCUUUUUGGCAAAUCUUUUAAUUAUUACUACCUCCUGUUUUCUUAAAAAAUACAUUAAUUUACGUAAAAAAAUGAAGAACAACAUCAGUAUAAAUUUUCAUUUGGUAUCUAGAAAAUGAACAACAACAGAAGGAUAAGCUAACGCCAGCUAUAAAGCUUUAAACAUUUUUCAUCCAGCACUUUGUUAUUAGACUUUUAUAUUGUCAAAUUUAGCACAUGUGUGGCUAAUUAACUCAUUGACUAAUUAGCCCUCAUUAUGUGUGUUUGUAUCUGCUCGUGUUUAUAAACCAUAUGAAGCACUUUAGACUUUAUGAAGGUUUAUGUGCACUUCUGCUUCAAAGGUCAACAGGGUCAAAACACUUUGGUGUUGACACUUUGCACACAAAUUGGUGUGUUGAAGAACGCCAAUCAAUGAGUCGACCAAUCAGUGUUCACCCAUAGUUGACCUUAAGAAGCUGCUUUUUAAACAUUUUUGUAUUUGAGAUACCCAGAAUACAAAAUCAGUAAAAUUGAUUUACUGGCCACUUUAAAGUUUCAGAGUUCUCAUAUUAGACAUAAAUAACACCGCCGGAGAAAUAACCAAUAACUCAAGAUAAACCACUAAGAUGCUUUCUCAUCUUAUUUGUUUCUGUUAUACUUUUUAAUGAUAU